UAAAAUUUAAAAAAUAAAUUAUAACAAUUUAUAUAUGUGUAAAAGUGUGGCAGAAAAUAAAAACAUAAAACAAUAAUAAUGAUAACUAUGUCGAAUCCCUAUGAAAUGUAUCAUCGUCAGCAGCAGCAACAACAACAGCAACGUCAUUCGGCUUCUCCAACUUUAAUUAUUUCUUCAGAAUCAUUACCAAUUGGUUGUCCAGGAACAAGCAGCGGUAGUGGCGGUGGCAAUGGGGGCAAUGGAAGUGGUGGCGAAUCACCACUUGGUGCUGGCAAAGAAACUAUACAUUCUGGCCAAUUUAUGGUGUCACAUUUUGAAGCCGAAGAAGCUCAAGAUGAUGAUGAUAGUGAAAUUAAAAUGCUCGAUCCAGAGGAUCCAACAUUAUCAAAACCGGAUGAGCCAAGUGAAUGCACUCAAGUGCAGCUUUAUGUACCAAUCAAGGUCAAGGAAUAUGGUUCAAUGAGUUUGAUUGCAUCGCAUUUAGAAAUUGAGACAUCGUUGACAAAGCUUUUUAAGUGCAUGAAUUUGGCCUACAGUCAAAAACUUACAUCGCCAAAAUGGAAUCACUUCAAAGGAGUUCGAUUACGUUGGAAAGACAAAAUUCGGUUAAACAAUGUCAUUUGGAGAUGUUGGCAUAUGCAAUUUAUAUUAAAAAGAAAAACCCCAGUGUGCCAAUUCGCUUCACCCUUGGAUGCAGAUAUUCACAGUAAUCCACAGAGUGUUGUCCUUGAAGGAAAGUACUGGAAAAGACAGUUAACUGUCAUCAAAGCAGAAUACAGGAAAUGGAGACGUAAUUUCAAGUCAAAUAAUUCUGGCUGUUUGAUUUACGACACGAAAAGUGAAUUGGAUCUCUUUGAAUGGUCACCGAUGCUAACUGAAGACUGGACUACAGACACUUUAUUUUCAGCUAUAAAUGUACCAUUUCCCUUCCCUGAUCCAAGAGAAAUUGCUAGAGGAGCAGGAAAUGCAGAUUUUAUUCAACCUAGCUUAGGACCAUUGCAGCCAAAUUUAGAUGAUCUUGAUCUAACAUUUGAAGGUAGGCUACAUCCGCACUUAGCCGAUUUCAACGUCCAAACUAACAAGUUUUUGUUUGAAUCAGAACUUUUGCAGAAUACACGUCUUCCAUCAGUACCCGAAGAGGGUAAUGACGAUAUGUUAAAAGCUGUCGAUUAUGGUAGUUUUUCAGCAAUCAUGGGUCCUGAUCAAAUGGAUUCCAGUGAUAUGAUGGAUGUUACAAAUCAAAAUCAAUCCAUGUCCAAUGGUGAAGACUCAACCAUGAUGGAAUUGAAUACCCCAUUAAAUGCCAUACAAUACUCUGAACUUGAAAGACAAUUUCAAAAUAAUUUAGGAAGUCAGCCAGAUUUAAGCAAUACAAUGAUGAUGAAUAGCGCUAAUAACAAUAAUAAUCAACAACAACAUUCAGUUGAUUCAGAUUUUAGUACGUCACCUAAGCGCCAAUCGAUCAAAACAUUUCCAAUUACAAUGGAAAAUUCUGGCAGUCAAAUGGGAUUCUCAACUAAAAGCGUUAUUAAAGGACGCGUUUCAAAGACUUCACAAAGACCAUUUAGACGAGAACCUCAUAAUUAUGAUAAAGCACAACCCACCCUCCAUCAAACUGAGAUCUAUCAGCAAAUGCUUGCCGAAAGCCAACAACAACAACAGCAGCAUUUACAACAAUCUCUAGCCCUUCAAAUCCAAGCACAACAACAAUCAGCAUCCAAUCAACAAUCAAAUCUGCAACAACAACAGCAGCAGCAACAACAACAAUUAUCCCAACAACAAUUUCCCACAGUUAUGAUGAACAACAAUGGAAACAACAACAACUUUGGCAUGAGUCAAUCCCAGAACUUGCUCAAUAUACCUCAAAAUUCGAAUAUCAAAUCAUAUCCAGUCGCGCAGAAGGGUACUCUUCUGCCCAAUGUUAAAAUCGAACCUCCACCAGCACCCUCCAAUACCCUUAUAUCAAUGUACACCAUAAAUAGUAACAAUCCAACGGGUGAUUUAGGCUUCCAUCGACUAGCGAAUCGUUCACAAAUUGCCCAACAACCUAGUAUCUCAUUACCUUUGCCCUCUUUUAAGCCAUAUCCGAAUGUACAAAGUUUUCCAAAGUCUGCUUCAACUGGCAACUAUAUCAAUGUUCGUGCUGCUAUAGCGGGAGGAGGUGUACCUGGCGGACAUAUGAAUACACUUUUGCAGGAUCAUGUCCAGCAACAACAACAACAACAGCAGCAACAACAACAGCAACAACAGCAGCAACAACAACAGCAACAACAGCAGCAGCAACAACAACAACAACUUCAACAACAUCAAAUUCAUUCUCAUUCUCUACCGCAGCCCCUUCGCCAACAUCAACUUAUUCUACCCUUAAAUACGUCAUCUACAUCUAGUCAGCAGCAACAACAACAGCAGCAACAACAACAGCAGCAACAACAACAGCAACAAAGACAACAGGAACAACCAAUUAUAACUAAAGAAAUGUUCCGUUCCAACAGUCUGCCACUUAAUUCUUCCCUACAAAAGCUCGAACCACGUAGUAUUGAGCAUUUUGUUGUACCCAAGUACCAAGCAAAAAGUAAUAAAUCUCGUUCGCGUAGCAACUCCAUCCACCAUCAAAGUUCCUCCACAAUGAUUAGUGGUGGCAGUGUUGUGGCAAGUGGAUCGAGUUUGCAGGUACCACGGCUGCAAACAGCAACCAGUGAUCCAAUGUUGAAUUCAACAUUGGCACAACUCCUGACAGCUCCUAGUCAGCCACCCUCUGCCUCAGCAACUAGCUUAAGCUCGAGCAGUAGUAGUUAUGUGCCAUCAGCAAGUGAUAUACGCGUGUCUUCCCAGCAACAACAACAGCAACAGCAUCAUCAGCAUGGAUUGCAUCAAUCAAUGCCGAAGGCAACAUCUCCAAAGAAGUCAACCUCGUUACCUGUCCCAGCGCCACCACUCAUGUUGCAUAGUCCUCCUGGAAAUAAAAUGUUAAGCUUCCCACCACCUUCAGGUCAUAUGUCCACAAGCAACAUAAGUUUAUCGCCUGAAUCAUUUCAUGAUCAAGAUUCUCCACUAUCGCCAACGCACACAUUAAAAUAUCCACGAGAGACACAUCGCCGGGCGGGACAUAUUCAUGCUGAGCAAAAAAGAAGGUACAACAUCAAGAAUGGAUUCGAUAUGUUGCAUUCGUUGAUACCACAAUUACAACAGAAUCCUAAUGCAAAACUAAGUAAGGCAGCAAUGUUGCAAAAAGGUGCUGAUUAUAUCAAGCAAUUGCGGACCGAACGAAAUAUACUCAAGGAAAAAAUGGAUUUGCUUCGGAAGGAGAGAGAUAACUUAAAUAGUUCACUAUCGCACCUGCACUCUAUUUUACCUGCCAAUGGAGCACCAGUUACCCGCCAACGCACUGAACACGUUCGACAAUUGUACGAGCAUUAUGUAAAGUGUCGUACCAUGCAGAAUUGGAAAUUCUGGAUUCUUGGUUUGAUAUUAGAGCCACUUUUAGCAUCUUAUACAACAUCUGUGUCAAGUGCUAGUGCGGAUGAACUCCAACGAACAGUUUUCUUAUGGGUGGAUCAGCACUGUUCGCUAGUUGAUUUGCGUCCAGCUGUUUCAAACAAACUACGUUACUUAUCCACAACGACUGAUAUUUUAUCUGACCCGCCAUCAACACUACAGGAAGAAGUAUCUAAAGCGAUUAAUAACACUCCAGGCCAACAUCCCAACCUAACAGGCUCAUAGUCAAAAUU
This is a messenger RNA of Episyrphus balteatus (marmalade hoverfly), 3728 nucleotides long. RefSeq names its product protein WBSCR14 homolog (gene Mondo). Lineage: Eukaryota; Metazoa; Arthropoda; Insecta; Diptera; Syrphidae. The transcript is spliced from 13 exons. Bases 79 to 3720 code for a protein of 1213 amino acids. Gene Ontology annotation, cellular component: nucleus. The record is from RefSeq and is a predicted model, not a curated record. Gene Ontology annotation, biological process: regulation of transcription by RNA polymerase II. Gene Ontology annotation, molecular function: protein dimerization activity; RNA polymerase II cis-regulatory region sequence-specific DNA binding; DNA-binding transcription factor activity, RNA polymerase II-specific.